Chiloscyllium plagiosum (whitespotted bambooshark) is the source of this 2394-nucleotide messenger RNA. NCBI's taxonomy places the organism in Eukaryota, Metazoa, Chordata, Chondrichthyes, Orectolobiformes, Hemiscylliidae. The record is from RefSeq and is a predicted model, not a curated record.
CAAUUAGCAUCAUCCCAGACAAUGAUUUUUGCCAUUCAAGAAAUAAACAGGGAUGAGCUGCUUCUUCCAAAUAUAAAACUGGGUUUUCAGAUUUAUGAUACCUGUGCAACACACACCCAGUCUCUCAGAGCAGCCUUAGCAUCUACCAAUGGCAAAAAUGAAGAAAUAUCCAAACAAGACUGCAAGGGAUUCUCCACCAUUCCUGUAAUUGUCGGAGACUCAGGAUCAACACAGUCGAUGAUUAUACAAAGAACACUGGGCGCUUUCAGAAUUCCGAUGGUCAGCUACUUUGCAUCCUGUGCCUGUCUAAGUCACAGGAAUAAGUUCCCAGCUUUUUUCAGAACGAUGCCAAGUGAUGCCCACCAAGCUCAAGGUGUUGCUCAACUGGUGAAGCAGUUUGGCUGGACUUGGAUUGGAUCGAUCGCAGGUGAUGAUGACUAUGGCCAUAAUGGAAUUCAAGCAUUCAGUGAUGCAGUCAGAAAACUUGGUGUUUGCAUUGCUUUUACGGAAGUAAUUCCAAAAAUAUACUCCAGGAAAAGGAUACUUCAAAUAACGGAGACCAUCAAGACAUCGACUGCGAGGGUCAUUGUCAUGUUUGCUAUUGAGGGAGAUGCGUACCCUUUAAUCAGAGAAGUCGUGAAGCAAAAUCUUACUGGUCGACAAUGGAUAGCGAGUGAGGCCUGGGUUACAUCUGCUUUAAUCGCGACAAAAGAAAAUUUCCUGACUAUGAGUGGGACAAUAGGGUUUGCAAUUCCCAAAUCUGAAAUUCCAGGCCUGAGGAGUUUUCUUCUUCAUGUCCAUCCUUUCAAAUCCCCAAAUAAUCCCUUUGUGCGAGAAUUGUGGGAGACAUUAUUUCAAUGUUCCCUUGGAGCAUCAGGUCCCAACAAAGGAAUUGACACAUCCAAAGUCCCUCAUGGACAAUGCACAGGUAUAGAGGAUUUAAACAAUACCUACAGCAUCUAUUCAGAUGUGUCUGAACUGAGGGUUUCUUACAAUGUGUAUAAGGCCAUAUACACAAUAGCACAUGCCCUUCAUAAUCUGAACUCUUGCAAAAAUGGCACUGGUUUCCUAUCAAAUAACACCUGUGCCAAUAUUUUCAACUUCAAACCAUGGCAGCUCCUCCAUUACCUGAAAGAGGUGAGAUUCACCACUAAGUUAGGGGAAGAAAUCUAUUUCGAUGAGAAUGGGGAUCCACUUGCAUCUUAUGAUAUAAUCAACUGGCACAAAAAUGCAGAUGGUUCCAUUAAAUAUGUUCAGGUUGGCAGCUUUAAUGCUGCAUUAGGUUUGGGAAACGAACUUCUGAUAAAUGAGGAAAAUAUUAUUUGGCACAACGAUCAAAUGACAGUUCCCCAGUCAAUGUGUACAGAAAGUUGUCCUCCUGGCACGAGGAAAGCAAUUCGACGUGGACAACCACUUUGCUGUUCUGAUUGUUUGCCUUGCCCUGAUGGUGAAAUUAGUAAUGACACAGAUUCACUGAACUGUGUUCCUUGUGCACUGGAAGACUGGUCCAACCUACAAAAAAAUCAAUGCAUCCCGAAAGAAAUUGAAUUCCUUGCAUUUGACGAGGCAAUGGGAAUCACAUUGACAACUGUGUCCUUGCUUGGAACAGCCAGCACAAUGUCUGUUGCAGGGGUCCUUUGGUAUUACAGGAAAACGCCAAUUGUUCGAGCCAACAACUCUGAACUCAGUUUCCUUCUCCUCAUCUCAUUGAUGUUCUGUUUCCUGUGCUCGCUGACUUUUAUUGGCCAACCAUCAGUCUGGUCCUGCAUGCUGAGGCACACACUGUUUGGGGUCAGUUUCGUUCUCUGCAUUUCAUGUGUACUGGCCAAAACCCUGGUUGUAUUGAUGGCUUUUCGAGCCACUCUUCCCAACAAUAACAUGAUGAAAUGGUUUGGGACUCUGCAGCAACUCCUCAGCGUCCUGGCCUGCACAGUUGUCCAAGUUGUAAUCUGUGUUGCUUGGCUCCUUGUGUCUUCACCAUUUCCAGUAAAGCAGACUAAAUAUUACAAUAAGAAGAUUAUUUUUGAGUGUGAUUUAGGCUCAGUGAUGGCAUUUUGCUGUGUGCUGGGUUACAUCGGCCUUUUAUCCUGCAUGAGCUUUGUCCUUGCAUUCUUAGCUCGAAAGCUGCCGGAUAACUUCAACGAGGCUAAAUUCAUCACCUUUAGCAUGCUGAUUUUCUGUGCAGUUUGGUUGACUUUUAUUCCUGCGUACAUCAGUUCUCCUGGAAAAUACGCUGUCGCUGUUGAAAUCUUUGCCAUUUUGGCAUCAAGCUUUGGUCUGCUUAUCUGCAUUUUUGCUCCAAAAUGUUACAUAAUCCUGUUAAAACCAGAAAGAAACACAAAGAAACAUCUCAUGAAUAAAACAGGCCAGUUGAAAACAUACCAGUCACCUUAA